Molecule: messenger RNA, 9092 nt
Organism: Xyrichtys novacula (pearly razorfish)
Lineage: Eukaryota; Metazoa; Chordata; Actinopteri; Labriformes; Labridae
Source: the annotation of a GenBank genome assembly
AGUUUGCUGAAGUUUCCGCCCUGGAUCAGCCCCUGCCCUGCUGAUUUACGGCUAAACUAUGCAUUAGAUGAGGGUGUUUUUGUGUUUCUGACUGAAAACAGGUUGGGCCACUUUUCUGUGUUUCUAUUUGAACCACUAGAGGAGCUCUUUCGUGCUCUCGUCGUAGUCGGUGUCCGGGACUUCGCCGUGGAUUUUCACUUGAAUGUAUCAGCUAGCGUGAUGAUGCUAAGCUAGCUGUCAGCCCAGGCAUCCACGGGUCUCGCCGCCGAGUUUAGCUGCCGGAUGCUCCCGGUCGUAUCCUACUGGUCGUCUUGACAUUCCCUCAACAUUCCCGGACGAAUUCGUGUCGACUGCCCAGAGUCCGCGAAUUCAGGUCCAUUCCUGAUCGAACCUUUUCCCCGCUAGCCUAACUUAGCUCGCCGGCUAACGAGGGUGCAGACUCGAAGAACCGGACUGACGAGGUGAGUUAGCAUGAGCGGCUAGCGGAAUUUACGGCUCAGGGAGCGGCUAUCUACUCGAGUAAAGGCAUCCCUAACGAAGAAAAAACGAGGUGUGAUGUGGUAAAAGAAGGCCUGCUGGUGAAUUCAUGCUCAGAAACACAUAUUUAAUUCUCUCGGUUUACCAGUGAGUCUGCAAGGCCCGCGAAACACCGGCGAGCUGUUAGCAUUAGCUGUUAGCAGUUAGUCCACCCUGAUAGGAUCGGUGGGAGUCAGUUUACUGGGAAAAACUAACCGAGUCAUGAUUAUAUUAGAGUUACCUACAAAGUAAAGCAACUCCGGGUCUGAAAAUCAUUUAAUAAAACAUGCCACUAAAAAUAAACUGAUAAUAAGGUGGAAUUAAGGUUGCUAAUGUUAGCUUGAUGAUUUUAUUUAGCUAACAAAACGUUAUGGUUGGUUUAUUAAAGGAGUAUUUCGCAUUAUUUAAUCAGUGUAUUCUAGACAACACCUCCUGUAGAAGGGUGUCUCCAACAUCAUGGUUAGAAACAGAACAGUGAGCCUGUCUUCGAAGUUACUGAAUAUUUAAUUUUUUUUACAGCCGACAGGAGCAAAGUUCAGAUGACUUUGUCGCUCCUCUCUACUGCUGAACUAAGUUUUUGUUGUUGUGUGACUUCGCAGAGUUCCACUUAAGGACCACACCCAGACAACAUGUCCCUUCAUCAGUUUCUGUUGGAACCCAUCACCUGCCACGCGUGGAACCGCGACAGGACACGUAAGUCUUCGAUAACACCCUAUAGGUCUGUGUAUUAUUAUCCGUCCAUUCAAUUAUUCCAUUCAGUAUUGUAAAUGAAAAAUGAGGGAAAAGAGUCAAUAUUUUGUCAAUUUGUUUUUCUGUUUAACCAAAAAGAAAAAAAAAGUGUUUGUUUUCGCAUUUUCAGCUCAUAACAUGAAUAUAUAAUAGAGAAGGAAAUGAAAAUGAAAUAAUAAAUCUAAUUUACAAUUAUUAAUUUUGAGUGCGCCUGUUUUGAGUAUACGUCAUAGACUGUAUAUACUAUGGACAACUUGGUUCCGCCUCCCGUCAGUAUACAGAUUUGAAGCCAAAAAGCUCUCGGUAUUUCGAAGAUUUCUCUUCAUUUCCUGAAACCAACAUCGCUCAGUAGCAUUAUGCGCAUUCGGCGGGAGAGUUGCUGUGAUGACGCUCGGCUCAAACAGCGUAUCCCCCUGGUGAGCUAUGCAAUUUGAAAAACAAGUAAACAAAAUAUUGACCUGUUUUUUAGUUUUUCUUUCACUAAAUUGAAUGGAAUAAUUGAAUGGACGGAUAAUACACAGACCCAUCCCUCAUUUGAAUGAACCACCACCAACUCUUACUCUAAAUACCAGGCCUGAAUGGUGACUGUGGUGCCAUUAAUUACCAAUACUAAAGCUGAUGUGGAGUUUCAGCCCUAAAAUUACACUAUUCCAUGCACUAUUUUCUUUCUCUUUUUUUUUUGACAUAAUAUUUAGUUUUAUUUUCAUGUGAUCACACAUAAAUCAUAUUAACACAUAAAUUCAAGAUAAAGCAGAAAGAAGAGAAAAAAAAAAGUGCAACGUAACCCUUAAUUCAAGACGAGCACCCAAGUAUACAUAUUUACAAGAGUACGUAUGCAUAUACACACAGACUAUUUUCAAGAUUGUUAAACUUGGAUUUAAAGUGUAUAAGGAUGGACCCUGAAAUAGUUAAAAAAUCGACCCUGAACAUGUUGUUUAUUAUUUAUAGUCAUCCUCUGUUUUUAUCAUUUUCAAAUUUUUUAAGGCCUGUCCACAUCUUCAGUAAAUACCUUAAAUUCUCUAAUAGGGAUGCACAAAAAAUCUCUGCUGAUGUCCUAUAUGUUCACAUUUUUUCUCAUUUUCUCUGAUACUGUUAAACACAACUAGCUCUAUAUGUAACUAUAAACACCAGUUUAAUUUAAUCUAGUUAAACAGCUCUUUUAUAAAUCACACUUUUUUUGCUGGCAUGAUCAAACAGGUGAUUUUUUUGGGUGGUGGUGGUGUACUGGAGUGUGUUAAAUUGAAAUAUGUUCUUGUAUAUUGGGAUCUCCCUUACCAAGCCUGAGGGGAGUGUAAUAUAAGGAGCAUGUUCAGGUUUGUGCGCUCUAGUACACCGCCGAGGGAUGAUUUAAAGACCAAUCCUCACCUGUCUGACUGUGUAAAAAAUAUAAAUAUAGAAACCUUGCUGAAAAAGAAUUAUUGAUAGAACUGUCAUAUUGGGUUACACUAGGUUUCUCAUGUGUUUGUAAUGUGGCAGGUCAGUGUAUAUAUAUAUAUGUACCCACCUUUUUUUCAUUGUAUGGAAUAGCGAGUAUCUCCUCAGCUAGAAUUCAUCUGUCAGUCAUAUUGUUGCAGCGUAGACCAUCACCUGCUGAUAUCCAUGUUAUGACUUUAUUGUUGACUCUACAACCAUUUCGCCCUUGUAGCGGUCUCUUCUGCAGCUGUAUCUGUCUGAGCACCUGUGCACCUUUUAUUGCACUAUUUUUGUUCUUUUUGUAUUCAAUAAAAAUGUUAAAUUUAAGUAGUAGUCAAGAUGUUAGUGUUUAAGUUUUUGUGCUACCUUUUAUUGAACUUGUCCCUCUGCACACACUUGACUGAUAAAUCUGAUUUAAAGAGUGAUUUUAAUUAUUUCAGCUCAAGUUUAGAUAGAAAAAUAAAAUACGUACGUCUCUAAAACCUGCUUCUUUUUAAUCUCCUCUCCCUCCAGAAAUCGCCAUCAGUCCCAAUAACCAUGAAGUCCAUAUCUACAAGAAGAGUGGUAACCAGUGGGUUAAGACUCAUGAACUGAAGGAGCACAAUGGACACAUAACAGGUACUUCUCACCCUCAUUGUCAGUGAAUAAUGGGAUGUUUCAUUUCUUUGUGUCCCUGUGACAAACCCUGACUCAUUCUAAACAAGAGCGGAUUAAACCACCAUUGUUCAUUCGAUUCACUUCAUUCCCAGGAAUCUUACUGGUAUUUUCUUGAACUUAGUGGUUGUAACGACGGUCAGUCAGUGACGACUCUUCCUGUGUGUUUACAGGUAUCGACUGGGCUCCCAAAAGUGACCGUAUAGUGACAUGUGGAGCAGACCGUAACGCCUACGUGUGGUCCCAGAAAGAGGGGGUAUGGAAGCCCACACUGGUCAUCCUCAGGAUCAACCGAGCAGCCACCUUCGUCAAGUGGUCCCCACUGGAGAACAAGUUUGCAGUGGGCAGCGGUGCUCGACUCAUCUCUGUCUGCUACUUUGAGUCUGAGAACGACUGGUGAGAGUUUUUAGGAAAUCUUGAUUUCUGCUUUUAAAUAUGACAUCUGUGGAAACUUUUAAGAGUAUCAAUCAGUUCUUUUAACACCUUUUUGUAUUUUAAAAAAAAAAGUGUUUUUAUUUACAGUAUCUCCUUUAGACACAUUGACAACCCUGAAGUUUUUCCUUUCAUCCCCUGGUUGAAUCUGUCAACAAAGAUCCAGUCCAGCAGUAGAAAGAUUUACGACUCUAAACACUGAACCACUCGGUCUUAUUCAUUCUGGCCCAUGAAAUGUAGACAAUAAAGACAGAAGUGAAGUUUUGGUGAACUUCUAAAAUUGUUCCCGUCUCUGAGCCGUGGAUUUGUUCUUGUAUGCAGUAGAAGUUUUUUUUAUGAACACAUCUGCGGGUGUUUUUUAUUUAAUUUUAUUGUUUUUAAUGUUUCAGGUGGGUGAGCAAGCACAUCAAGAAGCCCAUCCGCUCCACCAUCCUCAGCCUGGACUGGCAUCCCAACAACAUCUUGCUGGCUGCUGGAUCCUGUGACUUCAAAUGCAGGUGAGAAAAAAACGAAUGACUGCUCGAAAUCCUCCCAUCAUUCUCGCUCUUUUUUUUUUUGCUUAUUCCAUACUCACGUUUUUUUCCUGCUCUUCUCUUCUCUUCUCACCCCUCCCCCUCGGGCCUCCAGGGUGUUCUCAGCCUACAUUAAGGAGGUGGAAGAGAAACCAGGCCCCACACCCUGGGGCAGCAAGAUGCCAUUUGGGGCUGUGUUAGCAGAAUUUGGAGGAGCGGGUCUGUAUCCGUGUCUUUGUGUACGACAGUAAAAAUGCUCUUUCCUACAGAGUCCCUUUAGUCUAAUUGGAUCUGCUCUUUCAUGCGCUCUGUGUCGGUUAGGUGGAGGGGGUUGGGUCCAUUCAGUCUCUUUCUCAGCCUCUGGGAACCGCCUGGCCUGGGUCAGCCACGACAGCACUGUCACUGUGGUGGACAGCUCAAAGACUGCCAGGUAUGUCCAAAGAAAACUCUUAGAGAGCUCAAUCAAAUCCAACCGAUGAGGCAUUCCUGCUUUACUCUGUGUGUUACUGCCACCUGUGGAGGGUUCCAGUUUAUCGAACUAGUCUGAGUUUCUCCGAACCAUCCCCACGUUCUGUCGCUCAAAAACAGACUCAGCUGAAGGCGGAGGGGUCCUGCCUCUGCAAGUCAACGACUUUGCAAAACUGCUCGCUACUGCCGCUCAGAUGGAGUGGAGAACCACGAGAAGAGUCUCUAAAAAAUGUGAUUAUUGGGCACACUGAACAUAAAGACAGUAAUCUGUGUUUCCUCUAGCUUUUCUACUUUGGCAGGGCAGGGGGGAGGAUGAUGUAUGUCUACGUCAUGCAGGGUGGAGGGAGAUGAGCCAGCGCUGUUUUCAGGGCUAGCACAAAUUGAUAGGACUACAAGAGACUGUGUGGCGUCCGCAUGACUACCGUCUUUUUUGCAGGAAUGUUCAGUUGCGGUGCUCAACGUUCAGGGACAGUUCGAUGCUCCAAGACCAGUUUUUUUUAAAUGGUUUUGUUGGCGGCAAACAUGAUGGAAAGAAGCCAGAGUCCCGGGUUGUCAAAACCAUCCUGCGCAAAACUGGCAGGGUAUGAGCGGCGAGCGCUCGCGACCAGAAUACCAGAAUCAGUGGUGCUGACAUGCCGCGCCUCUGAACUACGCGGCGCGGCAUGUCAGCACGCGUUUAUGUUGUGAGAUGGAGCGAGCGGAGAGGAACAGUUUGAACAGAUUGAAAGCUUUAGAGUCUGAAAUUGCACAAAUUAUAGUUUAAUAGGUCGUUCUGAUAAAAAUAAAAAUGUAUGUAUUAUUCUACAACUUCAAUUUCUGUGUUGGGAUCUCGUUGGCAGGGCGGGGCGCCGAAUACACUCAAGGGGAAACACUGGUGAUGGUCAGGACAACUGUGAAAUUCUGGUUCAGAUCAUUAAAACUGACAGGAGUGUUAAUCUCCUGAACCAUGAGGGAUGAGAUGGAGGGAUUAGUCUUUCAGAUUAACAGAGUUAUGAUAAGUGGGUGAAUGAGAUUCAAUAUUCUGAAUUAUCUGAAAUUUGAGUCCCACACAGUCAUGAUGAAAUAGAUCACAGAGGAACUUCUCCAGGUGUGUUUGGUGAUCUGGUCGUUGGUCUCUGAUCAUGUUCUCUCUGUGUGUGAGUGAGGUAAACAGCAGGCGAGUCGGCUCCAGAGCCACACUUACAUAAUAAUGAUACGCUGUUGUCAACAAAGUGCAGGUGACAUAAAUUGCAGAGGCAGUGAUAAAAACGAGCUCAGACUGGAAACCUGCACCGACAGCAGCUUUAAAAAAAAAAAACAGUUUUAAUCUUUGAGGUUUUGAUCGAACGACACAAACGUUCAAAUGUUCUCAGCAGGAUGACGUCUGACUGAUUUUUGUGUUUUCAGUCCUUCACAGCUGAAGACGGAGUUCCUCCCCCUCCUCAGCGUCAUUUUUGUUUCAGAGAACAGUCUAGUAGCUGCGGUAAGAAGACGCACGCACACACACACACACACACACAUACAGCGAGUGAUGGAUGUUAAUGGAAACGCCUCCGUCUGCGUCUUCAGGGCCACGACUGCUGCCCCAUGCUGUUCCGAUGCGACGAUGGUGGAACGCUGACAUUUGUGUCCAAGCUCGACCUCCCCAAGCAGAGCAUCCAGAGGAACAUCUCGGCUAUGGAGCGCUUCAGGAACAUGGACAAGAGAGCCACCACCGAGGACCGCAACACUGCCCUGGACACACUGCACCAGAACAGCAUCACGUAAGUCCCUCAGGAUCAGCGUACAUAAAAGUACCUUUUGAAAAGUUCAGAAAAGGGUUUUCACUGAACGUCACGUACUGCAGGAGCUCAUUUGAACCCAAGUCUGCCGUGAUCCAGAUUCAGUGUUUUUGCUGUCUGACUGUGGAGAGGAUAGGACAGUGGGUAGAGAGGGACACAGAGCGAGGGCGGGGAACGACGUGCCUCAGGCUGGAAGUGAAUCCAGGCCGACCGCUCCAGGCGUCACCUCUGUAUAUGGGACACACGCUCGUACCUCCAGGCCAGCAGCGCCCCCUGUCACAGUCUGACUCUGUACACAUAAUGAAGUUCAAGAACCUCACAUUGUAGUUUUCUGUUGUUGUUCCUCACUGGAUUUUAAGGCUGAAACUAACGACUAUUUUAAUCGUGUGAUUUUGAGUUUUUUCUUAAACUUCCUGUGAGGAACUUUUAACUCGAUUUGAAAAAAUCUCUCGUUUCUGCUGAUGUCUCCCCGUCACCUUUAACAGCGAAUGAGCCCAUCUGUGUGAAGAUAAGUUAUUUCCAAACGGGAGCGAGUGGUCGGGUCGGGACCACAAACGAAAUGUUUUACGGCACUCAGACCAGAGACAACACACGCAUUUUUUCUCUUUAUUCUGCACUAAAAAAAAAAACACACAUAUUACUGUCACUACACAAACGUCUUACAGCAGGAGACUCCUGCAGACACCGUGUCAUGCUAAAGCUGCAGAAGCUCCUCCACACCGGAGACAGACACAGACAGACAGACAGACAGACAGACAGACAGACAGACAGACAGACAGACAGUCCGUAGUAGCCGCCAAAAUCAACAGAAAAUAAAAACUCACCCCUUUCCCUCAAAACCCCGUCUUCUACUGGAUAUUCCUGUUACUGUGCUUAAAUAUCAAAUUCUGGAGCGAAAACAAAAGUAAAAAAAAAAGUGGGUGCUGUCAUUCAGGUUCUUGAAAUAUAUAAGACGUUGAGAAAUAAAAGUUUAGGAAGAAAAUAAGUUAAAUGAACUACUGUAGGUGAAGAGAAAUACAAAUGUAGACAAGUUGCUGGAAACUGAAAAAGUCCGUAAAAGAGGUAAGAAUUUAAAUUGUAUGAUUAUAAAACAUCACAGAAAUAUAUUUCAAAAAGAAAACAACUAGAAGGGGAGAGCGCUGAUUCAAAAUGUUGAGAGUUUCUGAAUGUAGUCCAGAAAAGGUCCCAAACCUUUUUGAAUUUUCUGUCAUGACCUGCAACCGAGGAACGAAUCUUCUCAAGGUCUAAACAACCAAACUUUAGAGGUUUUUAAGCGCGUACUCGUAUCUGCUGCCAUGUUUGAAUACCCUACCUCUCGGCAGAGACGCUGUUGCACAUGUGAGAUUAUAGUGAAGUAAGAUGCCUCACUUCACUGGAAAAAAACACGUCUGGCCACAAUAGUGGACGAUGGAAUAGAUUGUCGACUUUUCAUGAUCGAUUUUUGUCGACUAAUCGUCGCCGCCCUACUGACUUUCUUUCUUCAUGAGUUUUUCUGAAUGUCUGUGAGGAUCAGGAUGUUUCUUUCCCAUCACAGGUGACUGUGACUUUAAUAAUAACAAACACGACUUUGAACCCUUUUUAAAGUUUAUCAUAUGUCUUCUCUUCAGCCAAGUGUCUAUCUAUGAGGGAGACAAAAGGGAUUGUCGCAAGUUCUGCACCACAGGCAUCGACGGAGCAAUGACCAUUUGGGACUUUAAGGUACAGACGCACACAGACGCACACUGACACACACUGACACACACACCCAGACCCUCUUCGGAGGUCUCUCUCUCUUCAGCUCUGACUCCUCUGUGUGUGUCUGUGUUUCCUCCUCCAGAGUCUAGAAGCUUCUAUCCAGGGUCUCCGCAUCAUGUGAAGAAAUCUCGUGAAUGAAUGAAGAGACGCUGCGGCCUCACUUCUCCCCCCUCGCCCCGCCCCCUUCCCCGCCUCCCGACCCCGCCCCCCUCUGCUCCUGCGACGCAGCCAGUAACACACAUAACUGACCACCUUAUCGAGUGUCUGCUGAAGCACUGAUCAGACCAUAACGCACUCUCCGUGAGUGUGAGAAAACACUAUCAAACACACACACUAAAGUAAACAAACACGCACACACACACACACACACACACACACUCUGAGCUGACGUGUGACAUCACUGUUGAUUUUUUUUUCGUUUGUUUUUAAAUGAAGGUUAACCAGGUGUCAAAGUGAGAAGGUCCUCUGACACGUAUUAAAACGUGACGUGAAAUGUGUGUUUUUAUGUUCUCUAACCUCCUGUACCAAAAGUUCGACACUAAGAGGUGCGUUUUAUCCAAAAAUCAGCCUGUUUUUCCACACAGAUUAACCCCAACACCAUCUCUGGAUAUGAACGGUUAGAAGAUCGGAGGGUGUGAUGUUUUAUCCUUCAGGAUCCUGAUACUCAGAGCUGGUGUUGCUGGUUAGCUGUAGGGAGCCGUUCAGGAUCUGAUGGUGGAGAGAGAAAGCGGCUGUCUGAACUCUGUGCGGACAGAGUCACGGCAGCACUAGGCUCUGUAGCUACUUCACUAAAACCACACAAGAUGGAGGAUUUCUAUGUAACUGAUCAUGAGGUAGACAUGAAAUAAAGAUAAAAUACAUUUACAGUACUCAA